This is a messenger RNA of Melospiza georgiana, 1203 nucleotides long. It is a transcript of the gene GLT1D1, whose product is annotated as glycosyltransferase 1 domain containing 1. Bases 41 to 1066 code for a protein of 341 amino acids. Gene Ontology annotation, molecular function: glycosyltransferase activity. The record is from RefSeq and is a predicted model, not a curated record. The transcript is spliced from 12 exons. NCBI's taxonomy places the organism in Eukaryota, Metazoa, Chordata, Aves, Passeriformes, Passerellidae.
GGUGAGGCGGCGGCGGGCGGAGCGGAGCGGAGCGGCCGCGAUGAGGCUGCUGCUGCUGGCGUGCCUGCGGGCACAGACCGGCAACGCCACCACGGCCGCCAGGAUCCGGAAUCAUCUAGAGGCUGCAGGUCACACCUGUGUUCUUAAAGAUGCUUUCAUGUAUGGAAGUGCAGCUGAAAUAGCAAACCUGACCUCCUCGGACAAGUUUGAUGCAGCCCUGGCCAUUCACCUCUACAAAGGAGGCAGACUGCUGCAAGGGAGCAGAAUUCCCUUUGGGGUCAUCUUUGGAGGGACAGAUGUCAAUGAAGACAUGAAAUGCAAAGAGAAACGCCAGGUGAUGGGAGCAGUGCUGGAGAGAGCCAGGUUUGCAGUGGCUUUCACGGUGGAAAUGAAGGAGCUGGCAGCAGCAGAGUGGCCAGAUGCUCGGAAGAAAAUUUAUGUCCAAAGCCAAGGAAUCAAGGCUACACCCAGUGAAACAUUUGACUGGUACCAAUUUCUACAAAAUGCAGGCAUCCCUGUAGACUCAGGCCCUGUGCAUCUGUUCCUCCUGGUGUGUGGGCUGCGCAGAGUGAAGGACCCCCUGUACCUGGUGGAAGCUUUCUCAGAGUGGCACAGAAAGGAUCCCAGUGUCUAUCUGGGCAUUAUUGGACCUGCAGUUGAUCCACUGUUCAGCAGUGAAGUUGAGGAGAGAGUUAAAAGGGCCCCCGGGACGCGCCUGCUGCAGGAGCUGCCCCAGCCCGAGCUGCACGCUGCCCUGCGCUGCUGCCUGGCCCUGGUGAACAGCUCCAGCUCCGAGGGCAUGUCUGCUGCCAUCCUGGAGGCAAUGGAUUUAGAAGUUCCCGUGCUGGCCAGGAACAUUCCCGGGAAUGCAGCAAUAAUAAAGCACAAGGAAACGGGGCUGCUGUUUUCCACUCCCCAGGAGUUUGUUGCGCUGUCCAAGAGUUUAAUGAAUGACCCCACUCUGGAAAAGGAAAUUGUGACCCGGGCCAAAGAGUACGUGGAGCAACAUCACUCCUGGGAAGGGGAGAGGAAAACCUACCAGAGCCUGGUGCAGAGACUGCAGUGAGCUGCAGGGCCAGCAGAGCCCUUGGUGAUGGCAGCGUGCUUGGGUUGGGGUUCCUUGGGUUCCUCCUGAAAAACAGCCAGACAUUGUUCAAUAGAGGAACAGCCGGAGCAGAGCUGCUGCAGGGCCAGGCUGAGCCA